AUGAUAUUGAGACUCAAGGAAUGCACCAACAAUGACCUGAUAUUGAGACUCAAACUAUGCCCCGGAACACAACAUCAUAGCGAAGAUUUCCAAGAUGAAGAUGAUGGGUUUGUUUUUUCUUAUAUGGAUCAUGUACUAAAGACAAUUAAUGAUUUGCGAUGUUCAAACUACACUAAUCAACAAAUCAUCAAUACUUUAGGUUUAACUGAAUCUCAACUUCAGAAAUUCCUAGCCUUCAAACUAGUCCCAGUGGACUUACAACCAAUCAAAGUGGUUCAUGGUCAGGAAGACGAGGAAGACGAGGAAGCUGAGGAAGUUGAUGCAGUUGAGGAAUGGGAGGAAGAUGAGGAAGGUUCCGCCACUGCUUCUACCACAUGUUCUUCCAUAAAAUCUUCAAAUCCAUCAUGGUUGAAUACAUUUCCAUGGUGGUAA
Molecule: messenger RNA, 432 nt
Organism: Lactuca virosa
Lineage: Eukaryota; Viridiplantae; Streptophyta; Magnoliopsida; Asterales; Asteraceae
Source: the annotation of a GenBank genome assembly